Molecule: messenger RNA, 1450 nt
Organism: Geodia barretti
Lineage: Eukaryota; Metazoa; Porifera; Demospongiae; Tetractinellida; Geodiidae
Source: the annotation of a GenBank genome assembly
GACUCCCGCAUGCUAUAUACUACUGUAGCUAGCUCGUGCCAGACUCUCCUAGUAGCGGGAGAAACGAAAACUGAUAGCCCAUAGUGGUAUAGCGCAUGCGCAGUUCGCCGAGGGUUUGCUCUUUAGUUUUUCAUCACCGAAAUGCCAGUCGCGUAGAGACGUCUGCCGGAGAAUAGGCACGGUGAGAUCGGAGGAUCAACACCACGCGCACAGAAAAGCACUUGGCGUCCCUGUGGCCGUAGCUAUGGACAGAGUGUCUGGUCGCCGGAGAGCGCACGCAACACUAUUACACAUGCUCAUGGUGUAUGUACCAUGUCUAUCACUAAUCAAGUCACUGAAAGGUGUCCAAGGUCUGUCCCUGUGUUCCUCUCCAUCAUCUGAGGAUGGUAUCAUAUCAGUCUGUCCUGCCACCACUGUCACCCUCACCUGUACUGCCAGUGGAGUUGUGGCUCUGGGAUGGAGAAACCAGAAUGGUGCAAUACGUGGAUUCUCUGCCAGUGAUCCAGAGUCCAUGGUGAUAGAAGAAGGUCCCUACACUCUGACUCUAGUCUCAGUAGACAAUGAUGAUGGCGAUUCUGAUGCUGACUUAACCUCUACACUGGAGGUCACCUACUCCUGUGACACCCACCUGGUUCUGGUGGGAGAGACUGUGACCACAUGCUCUCUUCCUUCUCUAACAUGGCUGCCUUGUAUUGGCAAUGUCACCUGUGUGCAGCCAUCAGCUGUCGCCCCUUCUACCACACCUUCUAUUCAUUCAACUUCUCCUAGAAAUUCCAUUGGUGUUAUUGCUGGAUCUGUGUUGGCGUCACUGUUCUUGGUUGGAAUAACCGUGGUCACCCUCAUUGUACUAGUUUUUGUAUACAAAGACCGAUUGAAGAAAUGGAAAGUGUCAAGAGUUGUGCAAGAUAACUGUUACGGUGCCCAGGAGAUGCUGAUGAGACCUGGCAGCAGUACUGGGACUCUUUCAGUCUCCACCUCCCCCCCUCUUCAUUCACCUCGGGCCCUCCCAUCCUACGACGUCAUCACCACCACCGGCAGUAGUGUCCCUUACUACAGUCAUGUUGACCCAACUACCGAGGCCUCCGGCAAUGGAUCCUCCUCCACUGUGGUGUACAGUGAGACCAUCGAGUCUAUGCGAAGAGUGGUGGCAUCUCACAGUACAGAUGAUGGCCUUGUCACUUCUCACCAGCCCACCCUACCCUCUCAGUACUCUACUAUGGGACCCACCUCACUUCAGGCACCACAAGGGGAGAAGUAUGCUGAAUUGGUGUUUGAGAGUAGCGGAGGGCCCCCCAUGCCAUCUCUGGAUACUCUGGUGCCACCUGUCCAGUACACUAUGGUCAAACCCUCAAACAAACCUCAUCCAAAGUCUCAUAGACCUGACCCUUGUGAACGCAGUGAUGUCUCAGUUGGCCCUGACAAACAUCCACUAGAAUACUGUGAGAUGUGA